UCAACCCUGCUAGUAGAAUUUAAGAAGUAUUUUCUGCAGAAACCAAUAAUAAUGUUUACUAAUAUUGUGGAAUAUAAAAAAACGUACGCUGACCUAAUUAACUGGUAAAUAGUUUGGGAGAAUACGAAAUACAAAUAGAAAAAAAUGAAACAGGCCGUUCAAUUAGGGGAACGAAGACAAAUCAUUAAGUUAACACAGACACACAUCGUUUUCAUGUUACAUAUAUGUGUAUAUGUGCGAUGGAGUUGUAUAAACGCCAACUUAGGCAUAUACAUACAUUAAGGUAUGCGUGCAUACAAUUAGUAUAGGUCAGCUGGUUAGAUCGGGUCUUUUCGAUUGGUUAUCCAUCGAUUUCUCUUCCUAUUAUACCAAACAUUCAGAAUUUAUACAAUAUAUAUAAGUAAACACAACAAGGAGAUACAGCACCUGUUUCAACUAAAGUGACUCUAGUUAUUGUGAAUAUAAUUUGAACAAUAAAAAAAAUACGGAUUUAUUUUUAGUCAUUUGCUUAAUGUUGCAUAUUAUUCAGUGUGCAGUAAUGAUAUCAAUAUACAAAUCAUAGAAACAGAAGUUAACUAGACUCUUUUGAUUUUAACAACAACUGUGAAAUUCCAAAAGGGACAAAAAUUCCCAAGUUUCUCUUCAUCAGUUUUCCCUUCUCUUGUAUAUGGUAUGAAAAUAUGAAAACUUUGGGAUUAUAUCAUUGCAUUAUUCAAUAUUUCAAUAAAAACAGAAACUAUUCUAUUACUAAUAACAAGAUGUGUAUUUAUUUUAAUUUAAAUCUUAUUUUAUUAUUAUUUUUAAUUACUUUUAAUUUAUUAUCAAAUUCUUUUUUAUCAUUAUGUUCCAAUUUACCUAAAUCAACAAAAUUAACAACUUCUUUGAAUACUUUGAAUCAAUUUAAACAUUGUUGUGAUGAUGGAUUAAUUGCUGCUCAUAGUUUAGAUUUACCAAUUUUAAUAAGUCAAACCAGUGUAACUAAUACUGAAACAUGUGCAGAGAUAUUACAAUUUGGUACAUCAGUGGUUGAAGAUGAUGCUGAAAAUUUAUCUUCAAAUCAUUUUUGGUGUCAACGUGUUCAACAUUUCUGUUGUUUAUCAGCUAGAAGAUUAAAAGCUUGUCAAAUUGGUUCAGAUCAUGUUAUUAAAUUUAAUUCAAAUAAUUGUUCGAUUGGUGAGUUUAAUCAUUUAAUUGACAAGAGAUUAACACCAAUCGCUCGGGAAUGUUGUCUAUGCCAGUUAAUAUGGCGUAAAAGUUUAAUAAAUGAAAAUAACUUAUUCAAAGAUAAUCCAGAGUCUGUACAAAGUGUUUGCCCCAAUGGAAAUUGUUGUAAUUUUCUUAAUAAGAUAUUAAUGGAAGGUAAUACAACUUCAUCCAAACCAUCAAUGAUCAUGUCUGAUGAUCCUAAUGUUCAUACAAUUAUAACGGAAUAUUUAACUACUACUGAAGAAAUUGCUAUGUUGAUGACCACUUCGUCUACACCAAUUACAACGGAAAAAUCAGUGGAAAUGACUACAAGUACAACCACAACAAAAAAACAAAUAAUAGACGACGAAGAUGACUUUUCGUUCAGUCUUGUUGGUGGCAUAGAUUUGCCAGAUAUUUGGGAAGAAACAGAUAUUGAUAAUACAUCACUAACCAAUAAAACUAUAAAUAACCACACUGCUGAUCUAGUUACAGCAUCUACUCCUUCUACCAAUCUUCCUUCAAAAACUGAUACGUCCACUGAUGCCACUUCUAUUAUUUCUGUGGAGUCUACACCGGGGACAACGGUUACUGCCACCACGGCUACUACGUAUACUCCUACCUCUGCGAGUACUUUGGCAACCAGCAACCAUACCAUAACCACCAAAUUGUCAAACGAAACGACUCCUACUAGCUUAAAAGAAGUUAGUCAAUUGGAAACUAUACAAUGUCAAGAAAAUUUUGUUUGGGAUAGCAAACAACAGUUGUGUGUUCGACUAAUGUUCUCAUGUCCAGUAGGAAUGUAUCUUAAUAAAGAAACAAGGAAGUGUGUUCUUGAAUCAACAGAUCAAUCAGAUUGUCCUAUAGGUUACAAGUUAUCCAGUACGCGAGAUGAAUGUGUAGACAUAAAUGAAUGUAUGGAAGGUCUCAGCUCAGGUAGAUUACCGUGUGAAGGUGAAGGAACAAGGUGUGAAAAUUUACCGGGAUCCUACAACUGUUCAUGUAUUUCUGGAUUUUCAAUGGCAUCAGAUGGGACCUGUGUUGAUAUUAAUGAAUGCACAUCAUUGUACAAUCCUUGCCUUGCUGGUCAACAAUGUCGAAAUUUAAUUGGUUCAUAUCAGUGUAUUCGUGAGGUCCCAUGUGGUUACGGUUAUGUAUUAAAUCCUAGAACUCAACAAUGUGAAGAUGUUGAUGAAUGCAAAGUCGAUCCACUUAUAUGCGGUAAAGGUAUGGCAUGCAUAAAUGUUCGCGGAGGUCAUAAAUGCGUUGAUUAUCAUUGCCCUGGAAAUGCAAAACGAAACAAAAUUGGUGAUUGCGUUCCAUGUCCUACAGGAUAUGUAUACAAUGCCUCAAGCGGAGUAUGCGAUGAUAUUGAUGAGUGUCAACAAGCAAAUAAAUGUAGAUCUUGGGAGAAAUGCAUUAACGAACGUGGCUUCUUUUUAUGUGAAGCCAAAUUAAAUUGUGCUCAUGGUACGCGAAUUAAUGCCAAUGGUACAGAAUGCAUAGAUAUAGAUGAAUGUUUAGAAAGAAGUUUUCACUGUGAUGAUGGGAAAAUAUGUGUUAACACCCUAGGUUCAUACUACUGUACAGAAUCCAAUUGUACUGUAACUCAAAUAUAUGAUUAUCAAGAAAAAAAAUGUACUUGUGAGAAAGGAUAUCAUAUUCUUGAAAAUGAAUGUGUAGAUAUUGAUGAAUGCUCUGAAAACAAGCACAACUGCACCUACGACAGUACUUGUAUGAAUCAUAUCGGAGGAUUUCGCUGUAUACGAAUAGAAGAAUGUCCAUCAGGUUUAAAACGAAAAUCUCAAUUUUCAAGAUGUGAAGAUAUAAAUGAAUGUGAAUUGAACAUAGACAGUUGUGGUGCUCAUACAUUUUGUAAAAAUACUAUUGGUUCUUAUCAGUGUAUAUGUAAACAUGGAUAUAAGAAUAUUAAUGAAACAGAUUGUACAGAUAUUGAUGAAUGUUCAAUAUUUACACCAGCGGAAUCCUGUCCUGAUACAAGGGCUCGGUGUGUGAAUACCCAAGGAAGUUACGUUUGUGUCUGCCCUGAAGGUUUUAUUUGGUUAGGUUAUCCAGACUUAAAAUGCAAAGAUGUUAAUGAAUGCACUGAAAAACCAGAUAUUUGUGGAAAAGAACACCAGUGCGUAAAUAUGAUUGGCGGUUAUCGAUGUCAGUGUGCUCCUGGAUAUAAAAAUGGAGAAAAUGAAAAGUCGUGCGUUGAUAUCGACGAAUGCAAUGUGAAACCGUACAAUAAUGAUAUUAACUAUAUAUCGCCGUGUCCAUAUUCAUUAUGUAUUAAUCAACCUGGGAGUUAUCAAUGCCAAUGUCCUGAUGGAUUUCGGCUAGGGAGAGGAAAUCGAUGUUAUGAUAUUGAUGAAUGUCAUGAAAUGGAAAAUGUGUGUAAAUCAAAUAAUCCAUAUGCUCCAAGUCAAGCCUGUAUAAAUCUUAUGGGUAGUUAUCGAUGUGUAUCUGACGAGACUCCACCAAAUUAUGUGAAGCAUAGACUUGGUAAUGGAUUCAGGUAUGAACUUAAAGAUAAUACAAAAUGUUCAAACAUUGGAGAAAAAUGUAUUCAACGAAUGGAUGAUUUAUUUAUUGAACUAGAUCAAGAUGCACGUGUACCACAAACAUUAGCGCGAAUCGAUACUAAAGGUUUACCCACGGGUGUCGUACGAAUAGAUUUAAAUAAACAUUAUGCAUAUCAAGCAUAUAGUGGAAAACAAAUUCCUGUUUCAACAGCAUUUCGUCUACAACCAAGUCGUUUACACACUGGCAGUGUUGAAGUUCGCCUACUUCGUAAAUUACCAGCCCCAAUGAAUAUUCUAAUAUCCGUUCAUGUGACAAUAUCCAAAGGUGAUAUAGAAAUUGCACAUGCUGUCACUAAACUUUACCUGUUUGUUACACAAUCAUUUUCUGAACGAUUGAGAACAAGCAGAAUAAUUCAAAGAGGAAUAAUUUAAAUAAUACGUUGUCCCUUCUAUCCUUUACUCGUCUGCAAUUAAAUGUUUUUAUUAUUAUUCAAUUAGGAUCACUGAGAAAAUUUUUCCCUCUUUCGGUUUGUUUACCAUCCUUUUACACCUAAAAUUUUACUUCAAAAUUUACAAUGCGGUAUAAAAUCAAUGCAGUCAAACUAAGCUGAUUAGUCAGUGACAAAAAAACAUUUUAACAAGUAAUAUUUAUUCAGAAGGAAUAUCGUAUACCUGCUGAUACUGUAAGCGAUGAUCGGUAUCAUUUAUUAGUUUACUGACAAAUGAGGAGUCGCACAUGAACAUGCAGUGAAACAUAUUCAUCUAUACAAACAUAGUCUAUUGCAUUUUAUACACAUUCAUAUUCUUAUAAACUACUUUCAUCGAUACUGUCAUAAAUAUAUAUAUACAUCAGAUUCAAUAAAUCAAUAGAUUACGCAACAUUGAUUAUCUUAACAUAUAAACAAACAAACUUAUAUACAUACAUAAGCAUAUAUACGCGCAUAUAUAUGUAAAUUAAUCGUUUAUUUCUCUACCCUAUAUCUCAAUAAUUUCUUUCUUGUUUAAGCGCCACUCCAUGGGUAUCCAACCAUUGAUGAGAUUAUCGUUUUUUUGAGUAUAUAAAUAUACGUUUAAUAUUCUUAUCCAAGAAAUAAAACUGAAACACUAUUACUGCUCCUAAUAUCACUACUAAUACUACUAUUAUUGUUAAUUAUCACGUAUUACUGUAAUAUUUAUGUUUGUGUAUAUGUACGUUUUGCUUAAAUGACAUCACUUUAAUAAAUGCUAUUUUCUUUUGUUUUCAUGAAUCGACAACAGAGCUGAUAAUCACCAAGCUAUAUAAGCAAAUAAUCAUUUACAACUCACUCGUAACUGACUUCGGGACAAUACUCUUAAAGUUCUAGUAAGAGUUCAUGACUCGUAUGAUCAAUGUAAUUGCCACUCAAAUAGUGAAUAUUCGAUGACAGUGAACAUUUUACUGUAAAGUGAUUGAAAUUUGGAACGAAUGUCAUUAAAAUUUUACGCAGCAUCACAAUAACAUAAUGUUCUCAGUGAGAUCUGAUCGUUCUUGUUUUGAUUCCUUAUAGAGUUGUGGAUACCCUGAAUAAAUAGCAUCAAACUAGAAUAAAGUAUUUUCCCUUUAGUUUGCAGUCAAUUUUCAAAUGUCAUCUCGUGAUAAAAGUUACUUUCAAAUUGAGUUUAUAAAAACUACUCAAUUCCAAAAAAAUAUCUGGUUACUUGCUAUUCAGUUUUCAUAAUUAAUUGUGUUUCCUAUGAUUAAAUUUCAAGUAACAAAAUUAUAACGGGGUUUCAGUUGAAUUUUUUGAUAAGUAAAUAUCAAAAUUAUGCACGCUGUAAAAACGGAAUACUUGUUAUCGUCAAAGCCUGUUGACUAAGUUUUAUGCAGAAUACAACCCUGUAUAUUCGUCAAACGACAAGAUUGCUCGUAUGUUACGCGUAAAAACUGUUUUAUUCCAUAUGGAUAAAAAAUGUGUUGUUGGAUCAUUGAAAACACUUACUGAGAAAAACACUUGGUUUUCUCAUGUUUCAUUCUUGUUUAAAGGAUUGUUUACUAUUUUAAAGAGAAAAUACUUUUCCUCAGAUAUUUUUAUUUCAAACGAAAAUUGAGUAGAUUAGAAUUGGAUAACUGAUUUUGUGUCUGUAGGUUAAAUUUUCGAGUAUUCAAAUAAAAAAUUAAGGACUCGUAAUACUUGAUCUAAAUGAAGGUGUUUUUAAUGGGAUCUGAAAUAACACUCUAUAAAUCUGUUCAUUGCUAUACAUAGUUUUCUUUUUAGAUAUCAAUAUACACUAUUUAGAAAUUUACUGACACGAUCAUAUUAUAGUUACAACUUAAGGUAAAAUACUGACAGAUAACUAGGCAACAGUUAUUAAUUUUAUGAUACUCAGUAUCAUUCAGCGUAAUAGUAUUUUUAGCUUCUCUAAACCAGUAAUAUCGUGGAAAUUUGUUGCUAUCUUCUUCAGUAAUCUCAUCAAUGAUAGGUACCUUUCAAUCAUUUUCACCUAACUCAUUAUCAGUAAAUUAAUGUAGCUUUCUAUGUUCUCCCUCACUUCUUCCAAUCGUUUCUUAUUAUUAUUUAUACUUAUAUUAAAGGUCUUUGAAUCCUUUUCUUUUCUAGAAAAGCAACCUGGUCUUCUUGAGUGGACUAAAUUUUCUUUGAAACAUAUUUUUAACUGACAUUCCAAUUUAACUAUCUGAUUAAAUAGUAGUAUUGAUAAACAAGAAAUAUUCCCAAAGAUUUGUUAUCUGGCAGUUAAUAAUUUCAAUUCAACUACAAAGAUUCCUCUAUGAAACAACCUAUUUGAAACAUUAUUUAUAUUGAUUAUACCAUUAAUAUGUGUAACACAAUGAUUGAAUUCGAUAAAUAUGUGUACUUCAACAACAACAACAACAGUGAUUAUUUCGUUUUAAGUUUAUUCAAUAUUCAUUUGUUUGUUUAAUAUAUUCAUUGCAUUAUUCACUUAUUUGUUCAUGUUAAAUAAAAAUAAAAGACCAAAGACAAACAAUCAAUCAGGUAUUUGAAAUUCACAAUAUAAUAAUUUGUAAAAUCAAGAAAAGAUGAAGUAGAUAAAAAAAAUAGAUCAAGAUUGACAAAAGAUUAUUUAUAUGUCCUAAUGUCGAUUUUUGACAUACUGUAUACAAAUGUCAUAUUUUGUCAAUAAUUAAAUAGGGAAGAUUUGUUUACAGAACACAUCUUUAUUCUAGGGAAGUGCUUAUGAUUAAAAUUAUUUAUCAGAAUGGUAUUAGUUAGGAAUUCACAUAAAACAUCAAACACAUUUAUCUAGUUAUCUAUUAAACCAUCCUGAUUCCAUUCACUAUUCUGUACACAUUAUCCAAAAUUCCCCAUACUAAAUUAAAAUAUAUACCAUAGGAUGCGGAUAUUUAUGAGAAUUAUUUACUUUGGAUUAUUUAGCAUCACUAGUUGGAAAAAAUGACCCACUAAAAGCUAAAGAGCAUCAGCUGAACAGAUGUUUCGUUUUAUUUGAAACUUUUCAUAGUUUACCCACCCAGCCCUCAUCCAUACACAAAACUCAGUUCCUUCAGGUCUCAUGAUAAGAAUAUAAUUAACUGUACAAUUCAUUCCCUGGAUUUUGGGUUGUAAACAAAAUCUAACAUUUACAGCUUUUUAACCAGAUACGAGUGAUGGCUGGUGGUGGAAUCGACGACAUGCACUUCGUCUUAUUUAGGAUUCAUCGGCUGGAUGUACCUGUAUUCUAGAAUUGAUGUUCACUCCAGAUUCCAAUCCAGUGCUAUUUACUUCAAGCACCAUCGCGUUAUUCACUUACUUAUUGUAUCCAGACAGCCAUUGGAUUCAAACAAUCAAUACAAAUGAAUUUACAGCUUUAAAUUCUUUUAUUUAGAUAUCUUAAACAGUGAACUUGCUGCAAAAUAUCAACAAUUUUACAUUUAAUU
This is a messenger RNA of Schistosoma haematobium, 7584 nucleotides long. It is a transcript of the gene FBLN2, whose product is annotated as Fibulin 1. Gene Ontology annotation, molecular function: calcium ion binding. The record is from RefSeq and is a predicted model, not a curated record. Lineage: Eukaryota; Metazoa; Platyhelminthes; Trematoda; Strigeidida; Schistosomatidae. The transcript has 21 exons. The coding region runs from base 681 to 4145 and encodes 1154 amino acids.